UCUCAACUCUUACUUUACAACUCUUCAAUUAUCAGUCUUACUGUCUUACUUACUCUCUUUAGCUCAAGAUGGCUACCUUCAAGCUGCCUUGCAUGCUGGUGAUUUUCUUGGUGCUGGGUGUAGGUUUAGGCCAAAAUGUGGAUCCGUUUGGAUCACAAGUAGGAAGGAGAAGGGAGAUGGUGCCUGCUAUGUUUAUAUUUGGAGACUCACUCAUUGACAAUGGCAAUAACAAUAACCUUCCUUCUUUUGCCAAGGCCAACUAUUUCCCUUAUGGUAUUGACUUCAAUGGUGGUCCUACUGGUCGUUUCUCCAAUGGUUACACCAUGGUUGAUGAAAUUGCUGAACAACUAGGACUUCCUCUGAUUCCUGCUUACUCUGAGGCAUCAGGAGAUCAAGUGCUUAAUGCUAUCAACUAUGCCUCUGCAGCUGCCGGAAUCCUUGAUGUCACAGGCAGAAACUUUGUUGGUCGCAUACCAUUUGAUGAACAGAUAAGGAAUUUUCAGAACACGCUCGAUCAGAUUACAGAUACCCUUGGAGCAGAUGAUGUAGCUAGGCAAGUUUUACGGAGCUUAUUUUUUGUAGGGAUGGGCAGCAAUGACUACCUUAAUAACUAUCUCAUGCCUAACUAUCCAACGAGGAAUCGGUAUAAUGGCAGACAAUUUGCAGAUCUCUUGACUCAAGAAUAUAGCCGGCAACUAACUAAACUUUACAAUCUUGGAGCACGUAAAUUUGUUAUUGCAGGGUUAGGAGUGAUGGGGUGUAUUCCUAGCAUCUUGGCCCAGAGCCCUGCAGGAAACUGCUCUGAUUCAGUUAACAAGCUAGUUCAACCUUUCAAUGAAAAUGUGAAGGCUAUGCUCAAAAACUUCAAUGCCAAUCAGUUGUCAGGAGCAAAAUUUAUUUUUAUUGAUGUUGCUCAGAUGUUCCGAGAAAUCCUCACCAACUCACCGGCAUAUGGAUUUAGUGUUAUAAACCGUGGAUGCUGCGGCAUUGGGAGAAAUAGAGGUCAAAUUACAUGUCUUCCAUUCCAAACGCCUUGUCCUAACAGAGAACAGUAUGUGUUCUGGGAUGCAUUCCACCCAACAGAAGCUGUGAAUGUUUUGAUGGGAAGAAAGGCCUUCAAUGGGGACUUGAGCAAGGUCUAUCCUAUGAACAUAGAGCAGCUUGCCAAUCUUGAAAUGGAAUCCAAUUAACAGAAAUCCUUGUUUCAUUCAUGCCGUCAUAAUUUUUAUUUCAUCACUGAUCUGUCAGAGUCGUAGUUUAUUUUGUAUUUAAAAGCAAAGAGCUGUUGUGCAUGUGCAUGUUCUAAUUGCUACCAUUAAUGCAACUACUUUGAUUUGGUUUUGUUCCC
Molecule: messenger RNA, 1348 nt
Organism: Populus euphratica (Euphrates poplar)
Lineage: Eukaryota; Viridiplantae; Streptophyta; Magnoliopsida; Malpighiales; Salicaceae
Product: GDSL esterase/lipase At1g71691-like
Exons: 4
Coding region: 69-1190 (373 amino acids)
Molecular function (GO): hydrolase activity, acting on ester bonds
Source: RefSeq, a predicted model, not a curated record